Messenger RNA from Musa acuminata subsp. malaccensis (wild Malaysian banana), 925 nucleotides. RefSeq lists its product as uncharacterized. NCBI's taxonomy places the organism in Eukaryota, Viridiplantae, Streptophyta, Magnoliopsida, Zingiberales, Musaceae. The record is from RefSeq and is a predicted model, not a curated record. Gene Ontology annotation, cellular component: Golgi apparatus.
CUGUGAUCGGGACACUUCGUGUACAACGCCGCGAGUGGAGGAGAGAGGUAGAAGAAAGCGAGCGAGCCGAAGCCGCGUUCAAAGAGAGACGGCGAAAGAGGGUGAACGAGUAAGGUGAUGGCACCGAAGAGGAAAGCGAAGGGCUCUGCUCCGCCGCCGACCAUCUCGCCCAGGAAGACCAGGAGCGCCACCGCCGGGAAGAGGGCGGAUCCUCCGGCUGAGAAGCCGUCCAAGAAGGCCAAAGUUUCGUUGAACGGGAACGCGAAGAAGUCGGACGGUGCCAAGGUGAAGGCUGAUGAUGCGAAGGCGAAGAAAAAGGCUUCCGAUGCCGACGGAGCCCCCGAUGCUUCCCCACCUGCUAACACUGACGUCUCCGCCAAGACCGUCAUCAUCGAGGCGUGCAAACAAUGCAAUUCCUUCAAGACAAGGGCCAUAAGGGUGAAGGAAGGCCUUGAAAGUGCUGUGCCUGGAACAGUUGUUACAAUUAAUCCUGAGAAGCCACGACGGGGAUGCUUCGAGAUACGUGAGGAAAGCGGUCAAAUUUUUGUUUCAUUAUUGAAUAUGCCAAGGCCAUUCACACCCAUGAAGAAGCUCGACAUGGAUGAAGUCAUUCAGGAUAUCGUUAAGAAGAUCGCUUGAUUGAAGGUGGCAUUAUUAGUUCAAAGAGACUUAGGAUGCAUGCUGGAAUACUUGUUGCUUUCUGACUUCCUAUUUUGGUGGCCUCAGCGAUGCCCACACAGUGUUUGUUUCUGAUCAGUCUAGUGGAAGUUCAUGAAUGAAUUUGACCUGUAAUCCAAUAUCAUUUUGACUCAUAUUAUCGUGCUUUUUCAGCUGUCGGAAAACAAUUAGUCAGAUGGAUGACUAAUGCUGUACUCAAUGUCAUCUAUUUCUAUUUCCUAAAGCAAUCACAUCGUACAUUGAUUGA